AAUAUCGUAAAAUAAUCAAACGGCUCCUGUUAUUUGAUCGUGAUAGUCCGUUAAUAAAGAAAACAAUUAUAAAAAAUAGUGUGCAUAUUUUUGUGAAGUAAAUUAUCAAACUUGAAAAAGGAAAAAAAUAACCAAUAAAUGCGUAAUUAAUGAUAAAAUAUCUGUGAUAAUUGCAAAUUCGAAAUGCAUUUUAAAUUAUUUUUAAGUUUAUUUGUUAACGUGGUAGUUAUUAAUUUAGUAAAAGGGUCGAUAGUGUUGCCGGUACGAAAUGAAGCGUUUAAUAAAGAUCUUUAUGAAGAAGUGCUGGAUGCAGAAUUAUGUGAUCAACAAAUACAAAUUAUUAGAAAUAACACUUUGAUAUCCUUGUUUUUCGCGGACGCCGGCAUGAGGGUACCCAGAGGAUUUCUAGAAGGAAACACUAUGGACAUGGGCAAUUACCACCAAUGUAUUGGCUUGAACCAAAAUAUAGCAGAUACUGAAUUACAAGGAAAAUACUGCAUGAUACGAGUACCUUUAAAUCAGACAUUCGUUACACCAUGGAUGAAUUCUGAGACGAAUUUCAACCCUAAUAACCUACGCUUGGACGGUGAAACGAUAAAGAGUUUGAGAGAAUUUUAUGCUAUGAAAAAUGGAAUGAAUGCCUUGACUGGUGCUGUUGAUGUUGAUAGGCUAGCACCAAACAACCCGUUGGCGUCGCUUACAUUCCGGCUAGCCGUCUGUGUCCCCAAGCCUUGCACAACGGAACAAGCGAUCAACUCUUUCGCAUUCAACAUGACUGCUGUAGGCUUCCAAUAUGAUGAUGAUUUCUGCCGUCUGCCUGAUGAUAAACCUUGGGUACCUGGUGAUACAGUCAUUGUAGUGCUCUUCUCUAUAAUUGGACUACUAACUGUAGUAAGCACAUCCUACGAUAUAUGGCACACAAUUAUUUUGGAAAAAGAUCCUAAGACAGUGAGCGUGAUUGGUAGAUGUUUCUCAGUAUACACGAACGGUCGUCGUGUGAUGAAUUUCCAGUCAAGUCCUAAUAGCAUAGAGUGUUUAGAUGGCAUCAGAGCAAUGGCUAUGAUAUGGGUGGUCCUAGGACAUACCUUUUCAUCAGUAGCGUUUUUCCAAAACCCGCUAGAUGCCUUUACGUGGGCAUCAUCAUGGCAAUCAUUAUGGAUCACAUCAGCCACAGUUACAGUGGACACAUUCUUCACAUUGAGUGGUUUUCUAGUCGUAUAUACUGCUCUGGGAAAAUUCAAUUCAAUGCAACUCCUCAAAAACAUCCACUUGUUUUGGCUGAAUCGACUCCUACGUAUGUUUCCUCUAUUGGCUGUGGUUGUGCUCUUUGAAGCUACGUACUUGCACCGCAUGGCUGAUGGCCCUGUAUGGGAGAUGGUGGAGGAUCAAGUCAAUAGAUGCAGAACUUAUUGGUGGUCAACUUUAUUGCAUAUGCAGAAUUAUAUGAAUCCUACUUUUACGUGUGUCGGCCAAACGUGGUACUUAGCCAUAGACGUCCAACUGCAUAUUCUGUCUCCAAUCGUCCUAUUCUGGGUGCUUAUGGGCAAGCAACGAAUCGCAUGGGCAGCAUUACUAUCUGUUUUGGCCGCUGUCCUCACAGCUUCUACUACUUACAUCUUUAUAAAGGAGUUUCCUUCUACUAUGAUGGGGCAACCUGACCGUAUGUUCGACUAUAUAGUCAACUAUUACAUGAACACGUUAACAAGAGCCUCCCCUUUCUUCGUCGGCAUGCUAUUCGGGUAUAUUGUGAAAACUAAGAAAUUGGAAAUGUCAAAGAUUGGAACAGUAUGUUACUGGGCAGCAUGCUUUACGUUAUCAACGUUCAUCAUAUACACGAGUUAUCCUAUCAGCCAAGCUGAUUGGGACAAUCAAGUGGCGGAUAGUCUUUACAACUCCUUUAUACGACCUCUAUGGGGACUUUUUAUUGGAUGCAUGAUUUUUGCAUGUUUUAAUGGUUAUGGAGGUCCUAUAAACUGGUUCCUAUCACUAAGCGUAUGGAAGUUACAAUCUCGAAUGUCGUAUGGUAUAUAUUUGUUCCACUACGGGCUGAUGAAUGCUGUCAACUUUAGCGCUAUUACGCCUCCAUACUUUUCCGUUAAAUCUUAUGUAUUCAAGUUCUUAGCGCACUACUCAUUAUCGUUUGCGGUGACAUUCUUCUUAGUUGUAUUAAUCGAUGCGCCGUGUUCUACGCUCUUCAAGAUUUUAUUAGGAGGAGGUGGUAAGAAGCCCCACAGAAAGGAAAUAGAUGAAGAUCCAACGAAAGAUAUUGAAAAAACUUCGUGAAAUAUAUUGACGACUGGCUACUUGUACAUAGCGAUGUGAUAUUUAUGUAUUCAAGUUAUUUAAUAAAUGAUUUAAUAUUUUUAUAUAAAAUAAAUGUGUCGCAUACCUACUAACACUGGUAUGUGCCCGUGUCAGAAGGGAACGACUUCUUAAUCACCAAAUCUUCAUGACUCAGAUAAAGAACUCAUGUUUUUUCCUCAGCCAUUUUAUUAAAAAAAAAAACAUUAAUAAAAUUUGGUAUAUAAUUUUGAUGAUUACUCGAUAGUUGGUCAAUAGUUUAAUCUGCACUCUGUGGAACUUUAGUGGGAUAGCUGCAAGCCCUUUGCUGGCUAUAAUAAAAAGACUAUCUCAAUAAAAUUGUUUUCAUAAAAUUUUA
Messenger RNA from Helicoverpa zea (corn earworm), 2659 nucleotides. RefSeq names its product nose resistant to fluoxetine protein 6-like. The record is from RefSeq and is a predicted model, not a curated record. Lineage: Eukaryota; Metazoa; Arthropoda; Insecta; Lepidoptera; Noctuidae. Gene Ontology annotation, molecular function: acyltransferase activity, transferring groups other than amino-acyl groups. The transcript has 13 exons. The coding region runs from base 184 to 2283 and encodes 699 amino acids.